Molecule: messenger RNA, 1567 nt
Organism: Otolemur garnettii (small-eared galago)
Lineage: Eukaryota; Metazoa; Chordata; Mammalia; Primates; Galagidae
Gene: CDK3
Product: cyclin dependent kinase 3
Exons: 8
Coding region: 138-1055 (305 amino acids)
Biological process (GO): regulation of gene expression; regulation of G2/M transition of mitotic cell cycle; G1/S transition of mitotic cell cycle
Cellular component (GO): cytoplasm; cyclin-dependent protein kinase holoenzyme complex; nucleus
Molecular function (GO): cyclin-dependent protein serine/threonine kinase activity; cyclin binding; ATP binding
Source: RefSeq, a predicted model, not a curated record
CAGGGCCAGGAGGGGGAGCCGUGGAGCAGGAGCUCGGGCGGCACUGAGGCUGUGGCUGCUCUUGCUUCUGGUGAAUUCCCAGCUGGGGCCUGAGGGGAAGGUUCUGGUGGCCCUGGGACCCAGGCAGCUCUGCAGACAUGGAUGUGUUCCAGAAGGUAGAGAAGAUCGGAGAGGGCACCUAUGGGGUGGUGUAUAAGGCCAAGAACAAAGAGACGGGGCAGCUAGUGGCCCUCAAGAAGAUUAGGCUGGAUUUGGAGACUGAGGGGGUCCCAAGCACAGCCAUCAGGGAGAUCUCCCUGCUCAAGGAGCUAAAGCACCCCAACAUUGUCAGUCUGCUGGAUGUGGUGCACAGUGAGAAGAAGCUUUACCUGGUGUUUGAGUUCCUCAGCCAGGACCUAAAGAAGUACAUGGACUCUGCCGCGGCCUCAGAUCUCCCCCUGCACAUGGUCAAGAGCUACCUCUUCCAGCUGCUGCAGGGGGUGAGCUUCUGCCACUCUCACCGGGUCAUCCACAGAGACCUGAAGCCCCAGAAUCUGCUCAUCAAUGAAUUGGGCGCCAUCAAACUGGCUGACUUUGGCCUGGCUCGAGCCUUUGGGGUGCCCCUGCGCACCUAUACCCACGAGGUGGUGACACUGUGGUAUCGUGCCCCUGAGAUCCUCUUGGGCAGCAAGUUCUAUUCGACAGCAGUGGAUGUCUGGAGCAUUGGUUGCAUCUUUGCAGAGAUGGUGACUCGAAAAGCCCUAUUUCCUGGUGACUCUGAGAUUGAUCAGCUCUUUCGUAUCUUUCGCACUCUGGGGACACCCAGUGAAGCCACAUGGCCUGGAGUCACCCAACUGCCUGAUUAUAAGGGCAGCUUUCCCAAAUGGACUAGAAAGGGCCUGGCAGAGAUUGUGCCCAGUCUGGAGCCAGAGGGCAAGGACCUGCUCAUGCAACUCCUACAGUAUGACCCCAGCCAGCGGAUCUCAGCCAAGGCCGCCCUGGCCCACCCAUACUUCUCAUCCUCGGAUCCCUCCCCCGCCUCCAGCCAGUGUGUGCUGGAGCGUUACUGCCGUUAAGAACAGGAAGUCCCACCCAGCUACCUCCCCACCUGUUCCCAAGGGAGAGAGCAAAUCUGGGGAGAGCAAAGCUCUAAGGAAUUUGGUAUCAGCCAGCAGAGGGCUGAGUGUGGGUUUGUCUUGCCCACAGGUUAGAGAGUUCCUGUGUUGUUCGUUGGGUUUCAUGGUGCUUUUUCAAAAUAGAGGCACAGAUGCUCUAGGCAUGAGGGGGUACGUUAGAGAUCGAUCCCCUGGCACUGGAACAGCAGAUGCAAUGUUGAUAGCAGGGGCCUGCUAUGCUUUUUACCUGCAGGGGCUGCAGCCACAGAGCCAGACCCCAGGAAGGGGUGCCCCCUGCUGGUCUCUUUGGAUUUAAAAUGUUUGGGGGAAAGAGUUGAGUUCCCAAGUCAAACUGGAGGGAGAGAGCAGAGGUGAGGGUGUGUGUGGCUGUUCUAAGGACUUAUCACCUAAGAUAUGCUUAUGUUGUUUUGCUUUUGGCUUGACAGAAAAUAAACAUGACACCUUUCUGAGUU